Messenger RNA from Plasmodium coatneyi, 846 nucleotides. RefSeq names its product SICA antigen. Bases 1 to 846 code for a protein of 281 amino acids. The record is from RefSeq and is a predicted model, not a curated record. The transcript has 2 exons. Lineage: Eukaryota; Apicomplexa; Aconoidasida; Haemosporida; Plasmodiidae.
AUGGAUAAUAUACUGGAUGGUGCGGGGAAUGACACGGGAAUAUGUUCCAAGUUGGGCAAUAACAUGGACUUCGAAAAAGAGUUAUGUAAAAUUCUAUUACGAAUAUACUUUUGGAUGGAUGGAUUCGAGCAAAAGCACGAAGCGGGGAUGAAAAACAGCACAGGGUACUUCCAAUGGAAGGAAAGAGAGAAAAAGGAGAAUGAAACAGAGGAAGAGUGGAAGUUGCAACUUUAUUAUAGGUGUCUUCUAGGAAGAAUAACCAUGAUGAGCAUGUUAGGAACGCAUUGCAGUAUGGAAAAGGUAUUACCAAUAGUUGAAGGUGGUGUGGUCGAUUGGAGAAAAAGUCAUGGUAGGAGUCCUGGAAGUGGGAAUGAAUUAUGUAAAGGGGUGGAUCUCCAGAGUUUAAAAUUGGGAAAGGGGUUAAUUUGGGAAAAGUAUUUUGCCUUUCUUGGUAAGAGAAGAAAACGUUACAGAAGAGCUUAUCAAGUGCGUGGUCUAACCUUACAGGAACAAAUUAUGUACCACGUGGACCAGGAUGGUACCCAUGGAUAUACUUUAGUAAAGGAACGCAAACCUCGUUCUAUGCCUAUAAAAAGGAGAAAAAAACGGGGCGUUCGUCAUCGUCCUGGUCGCCGUGGUGGUGUACGUCGUCGCAUGAUUAUUGAUAUUCAUUUAGAAGUCUUAAACGAAUGUCAAAGGGAAAACCUGCAUUCGACGAAGGAAGACUUUUUUGAAAUUUUGGUUCAAGAAUUCAUGGGAAGAGAAUUCAUGAAAGAAGAAAAGCUUCCUAAGGAACAGAUUCCAAGUUCAGAUUCCGGGUUUAGGGAAGGAAGACUUUCUUCCUGA